This is a messenger RNA of Peromyscus californicus insignis, 5061 nucleotides long. RefSeq names its product ELAV like RNA binding protein 3 (gene Elavl3). The record is from RefSeq and is a predicted model, not a curated record. The transcript has 7 exons. Gene Ontology annotation, molecular function: RNA binding. NCBI's taxonomy places the organism in Eukaryota, Metazoa, Chordata, Mammalia, Rodentia, Cricetidae. Bases 462 to 1544 code for a protein of 360 amino acids. Gene Ontology annotation, cellular component: ribonucleoprotein complex.
UAAAGGGCUGGGGGCGGCGGCGGUGCGACCCAGAGCGCGGAGCGCGCAGCGCGGGCCGGAGGGAGGGAGGGAGGGCGGGCGAGAGGCAAGGACCCGACACUCGGCACCCGGCACCGGACAGGCCGGACCGAGGGCCCACCGCAGAAGGCAGACCUGCCGAGAUCCUAGUGGGGAAGGGCGACCUCUCCGGGCCCCGCGGGGCCGCGCACUGGGCGUCCUCCACCGCGCGCCCGCUCCCUCCAUCCACCUGCCGCCGGGGACCCGGCCGUCGGCGCGCGCAUCCCCAGGCUCGGGUCCGUUCCCGGCCCUCGAGGGCGCCGCCACCUCCAUCUCCGCCUCUGCAGCGUCCGCAGCCGCAGACGCCCGGGCGGGACCCCGGCGUGAGCACCGGGCGCCCCCCCAGGAGUGCACGACCCCCGGAGCCGCCCUCGAUACGGACCGCGCCCACCGGGCACACAAGAAUGGUCACUCAGAUACUGGGGGCCAUGGAGUCUCAGGUUGGGGGGGGGCCGGCCGGCCCGGCCCUGCCCAACGGGCCACUCCUUGGGACAAACGGAGCCACUGACGACAGCAAGACCAACCUCAUCGUCAACUACCUACCCCAGAACAUGACACAGGACGAGUUCAAGAGUCUCUUCGGCAGCAUCGGGGACAUCGAAUCCUGCAAGUUGGUCCGGGACAAGAUCACAGGGCAGAGCCUGGGGUAUGGGUUUGUGAACUAUUCUGACCCCAAUGAUGCAGACAAAGCCAUCAACACCCUCAACGGCCUCAAACUGCAGACAAAGACCAUCAAGGUGUCCUAUGCACGCCCCAGUUCCGCCUCUAUCCGGGAUGCUAACCUGUACGUCAGCGGCCUCCCCAAGACCAUGAGCCAGAAGGAGAUGGAACAACUCUUCUCGCAGUACGGUCGGAUCAUCACUUCCAGAAUCCUGCUGGACCAGGCCACAGGUGUCUCUCGGGGUGUGGGAUUCAUCCGCUUUGACAAGAGGAUCGAGGCGGAGGAAGCCAUCAAGGGACUAAAUGGACAGAAACCACUGGGCGCAGCCGAGCCAAUCACCGUCAAGUUCGCAAACAACCCGAGUCAGAAGACGGGACAGGCCCUGCUCACCCACCUGUACCAGUCCUCUGCCCGGCGCUACGCGGGUCCCCUGCAUCAUCAGACACAGCGCUUCCGGCUGGACAAUUUGCUCAACAUGGCGUAUGGAGUCAAAAGGUUUUCCCCAAUCGCCAUCGACGGCAUGAGCGGCCUGGCCGGUGUGGGCCUGUCUGGAGGCGCUGCGGGCGCCGGCUGGUGCAUCUUCGUGUACAACCUGUCCCCGGAAGCCGAUGAGAGUGUGCUGUGGCAGCUUUUCGGACCCUUUGGGGCAGUCACCAAUGUCAAGGUCAUCCGAGAUUUCACCACCAACAAGUGCAAGGGCUUCGGCUUUGUCACGAUGACCAACUACGAUGAGGCAGCCAUGGCCAUCGCCAGCCUGAACGGCUACCGCCUGGGUGAGCGUGUGCUGCAGGUGUCCUUCAAGACCAGCAAGCAACAUAAGGCCUGAGAGGUCGCCGCCCUCCCUCCCCGGGCAGCAGAGAGAGAGAGAGAGAGAGAGAGAGAGAGAGAGAGAGAGAGAGAGGGAGAGAGGGAGAGAGGGAGGAGAGAGAGAGAGGAGAGAGGGAGAGAGAGAGAGAGAGGGAGAGAGAGAGAGAGAGAGCGUGACUGCAAGAGCAGGCAGACCCACACACCUGCAAAAAACACCACAGGGUGAGCAUUGGGAUGGGGGGGUCUGCAGGAAUGGGGGGGACCCCCACCCUGUUCUCCCUGCUUCCCCCCCACCCAGCUGGGGCCUGUUCACUCUCUCGUCUUGGUUUGGUUCAUGGUGAUGGCUUUUGUUUCUUUUUUCGGCUAAAAAUAAAAAGAAGAAAGCAGAGAGGAGACCCCCCCCAUCCCACCUCCCCCUCACCACCCUGCAUGGGUUGGCUCAGGGGACACAGCAGUGCCCCACCCAGGCCUCCCUUGCCCAGGCCUGUCCUAUACCGCAAGAAAGGGGAGGGAGCAGGUUUAAAAAUCCCCAAAACAGCAAAAACACGAAAGAGGGGUGUGGGCAUCCCCAUCCCCCCGCCCCAGUCCCCUGGGCAGAAAACAGGGAGCAGGGUUGGGGCAGGGCAGGAAGCAGAAACAAAAUGAAAAAAAAAAAAAGGGGUGGGGUGGGGUGGGAGGGGAAGAAAAUCUCUAUUUUUGUAAAAAGGGGAAAAGACCUCGUGGAGAAUUUUUACUGGGGAUUCUUGAACUUGAAAAAAAAUCACAAAAAAAAGACAAAAAAAAAAAAAGAAACUAUUUUGGCAAGUUAUGUUUACCAACUAACUGGGGCAGAGGGCACAGGGAGCAGGGCUGAGGGGUUGGAAGUCCACAGGGCCGCCAGUACACACACACACACACACACACACACACACACACACACACACACACAGCCACAGGAAGCCAGGAGGGACAUACACUUGGACCUUGGAAACAGAUACACAACACACACAGAAACAUUUCAGGAUACAUUCAGGAAGGUUGACCAAACCCACACCAGAGGACGGAGACACACGGACCUUGGGGUUGCAUCGACACAGACAUUGGCUGCUUGUCCACAAAACCACGUGUAUACAAGCCACUGUGACAGAUCCAUUCGGAUGUAGGAAUCUGGACACAAGUUUCCAAAGAGAGCCUGGGAUGCCACUGGGUUGGCGGAGUGCUUGUAGAGUGUAACGAAGCCUGGGUUCAUCCCCAGCACUGCAUAAACCUGGUGUGGUGGUGCACAGCCCUCAUUCAUCCUAGCACUUGAGAGGCAGAGGCAGAAGAUCAGGUCAAGACUAGCCUUGGCUACAUAGUGAGUAUGAGGUCAGCCUGGGCUACGUAAGACCUUGUCUCAAAACACAAAAACAAAUAGGUCACCUAGAAACAUACAACACCUAGGGACAUACACCCAUGUUCACAGCACCCUACAGGCCCAGACAAGACGUUCCCACUGGAGACCUUGAUCUAGGUACUUCCUCCAGCCAGGCUGUCCAGCCACUUCUCCCUGGGCCCCAAUAAGCCCCAGCCCCAGGUUCUCUGCACAGACUCCUUAGCCCACCAGGGGCCUCCCUGCUGCCCACCACACAGGCGUACACACAUGGCGUCCAUGCAUCCAAACACACAAUACCUCGUUCCACUUUGGCAUCACCGUGGGCUGGAGGGGGCUCCCCACAACACUGAGGCCAAAGGACCCCCGUGCCCCUGGGGCUCAGCCUCCCUGGGACCAGGGGGAGGUCUGCAGUCUCCCUCAUCUAGGGCCAGCGUGCUCCCCACCGCAGCAAGCACCCAGCACCCCCCCCCCCCCAGAUGCAGGGGUGGAUGGACCCAAGGUGUCCCCCACAUUCCUUCCCAUCCACGUGUCGCCCUCUUUUGAUUGUUGGGUUUUUUCGUCUUUCCGGACUGUGGGGGAACCAUGGAUGCAGCCUUCAUGAGCCCCAGCCCUGGCUUCUGACUGGAUUUUGCAUCCAAACCCCACACUUUGACUUUUUAUUCUUUUAUGCAAGUUCCAACAGAAGCCACAGGCUGGAGCCCCUGGGAGCCCCAAACCUUCAACCCACCCCUCAGUGGGCCCAGUCACACCCGAGAGUCGUGAAGCCCCCCGCCCACUGGUUCUAGUUGCUUUCUUCCGGUGUCCUCUGCGUUUGGUGUCUGGCCACGGUCCCAUUUGAGCGUCCCAACUCUCUCUCCCCACCCCUCCUGGUGUUGUUCUUAACCGUCUGUGGAGUUUCUGCUGCAAGGAACAAAAAGAAAAAAAAAAAUUAAAAAAAGACCAAAAAAUAAAAAAUGAAAAAAAAAAAGAAAAAGAAAGAAAACUCAGAAGAUGAAAUAUAGCAACAGGAAAGAAAGAAAAAAAGACAAAAACACACACAAAGACGAUUUAAAAAACAAAAAAAAGGAAAAAAAAGAUAAACUGUCACCAGUUAACUUUCUUGUACUUUUUUGCUGAAUUUAGCUUCAUGUAGUUUUAACUUAUUGCUAUGUUAACUAUUUAUUAUCCUUGUUGGCCUGUUAAGGACCUUUGUGUAUAUUUCUGUUCUCUCAUUGCUUUGCAAGUUGAAGGAAGAUGUCCCUUUUCUUUCAGUUUUGCUGAGAUGUGGUUAUGCCUAAUUUAUUUAUAAAAAGGGGAAGUGGAGUCAUUAAAGUAAUAAUUAUUAAUAACAGUAAUGGUAGCGGAGUGCCCCCCGGGGGUGCCGUGGGCUCCGAGGGGUGGGGUCCCCACAGCUGUCGGUGCCCAGGGCCUCUCAACGGGAUUGUUUUGCUAUUGUCUUGAGAAGUUUUUUGUCUAUUAGCUGGUGAACUCUAGCUUGCUCACGAUACACCAAACCUAUUUAUUCUGGUGGUUUCUAAGUCUGCCCUAAUCCUCCCCCUCCCUCCCAGCAGGACAGGGACUCCCCGCCUUCAGGGGGUCCGACCCCUUCUUUCCCUGCUGUUUCUGGGGUCUCCCCCUGCCCUCCGCACAUGCUGGAGGCAUCCGAGCAAUAAGGGCUGGGUUUGUCCCCCACCCUGGGGGGAGGGCGGGCUCUGAAGAGGGGGCUCCUCCCCCCCACCCCCUCCCACCAAGGCCUAGGUCCCUGCUGCCCCCAAGACUGGGAGGAGGGGACUUUUUUCUAAGACACAAGCUUAGCCCAGCCAGGCCCCCUCCCUGGAGGCCAGUCCCCCAAGAGGGCCAGGCCAAGGGCUCCCAGGGAGAGGGGCCCUUGGGUCUUCCAAAGUCCCUGGGGGCCAGGGGCAGGGCCAGUAGGGAGGGGGCUCAGCCCCUCCAACCCUUCCUUCAUCCUGUUUAUUGGGAAAGUUUCAAACCAUGACAGAGUCCAUGUUGGAGGUGAUAUAAAGAACUGUAGAAAAAAAACAAAAAAAAAAAACCAAACCUCAACCCAAACCCACGAACACUUCAAGUUGCGUUUAGACUAUUUAUUACUGAGAUUCCAGGCCUGGCCGCGGUAACUGACUUUUACAUGGAAUUGUUUAAUUAUUUGUACUUUUCAUGCCAGAAAAUAAAAAGUUCAGAAUCUUAA